Messenger RNA from Homarus americanus (American lobster), 226 nucleotides. Its product is annotated as creatinase-like. NCBI's taxonomy places the organism in Eukaryota, Metazoa, Arthropoda, Malacostraca, Decapoda, Nephropidae. The record is from RefSeq and is a predicted model, not a curated record.
GAUCUGGAGCUACGUGAGGAUAUAGACACAGUACUGGAGCCUGGCAUGGUUGUGUCUAUGGAGCCCAUGGUGACCAUCCCCGAGGGCGAGCCAGGCGCCGGCGGCUACCGGGAACAUGACAUACUUGUCAUUAACGAUGACGGUACCGUAGAUGACAUCACCGGCUUCCCCUUCGGACCAGAACAUAAUAUAUUUAAGAAAUAAACCUUUGUUCACUGACAGUAAA